GUGAAUGAUCAGCCGGUGAUGAGACUGAAUUGAUCUCUUCAGCUCGUAGGAAAAACCGUAGAAAUUCAAAGGGGACGGAAGGAAAUUUUGAUCCGCCUUUCUUCUUGGUGGCAAAUUCAGAGGAAUUUUCAACGAAGGAGACGACGAGUCCACGAGUCACGCCUACACGGAACCCCGCCGGGAAUUAAUGCGGCCGCCCUCGCCACAACCACCGCAAUCCCCGUGCGGCCAUAUACUCGCAUCCGUGAGGGAAAAGCGUGCCGUGCUCUGGGCUCCGUCGCCGCCCGCAACCGCCGUCGAUAAUUUCCUGAAAGGUAGGGGGAGAGGGAGCGGUCGAUGGAGACGGUGGAGGAGGACGUGGAGGAGUACAGCUGGCGGGAGGUGGUGCUGCCGCACCUCGUUCCCGUGGUGCCAGACGCGCCGCCGGAGCUCGAGCGGGAGACCGGGGAGCGGCGCCGCGGCAGGGACCUACUCGUCGCCGUCGACUUCGGCCCCAACUCCAAGCACGCCUUCGACUGGGCGCUCGCGCACAUCGCGCGCAUCGCCGACACGGUCCACCUCGUCCACGCCGUCUCCAGUGUGCAUAAUGAUAUCGUGUAUGAGAAAAGUCGGGAGCUAAUGGAGGAUCUGGCUAUCGAGGCAUUCAAGACUUUAUUGGUCCGUACCAAGGCACGGAUUGUUGAAGGAGAUGCUGGUAAAGUUAUAUGCCGAGAAGCAGACCGACUGAAACCAGCAGCUGUCAUUCUUGGUACACGUGGUAGAGGACUUAUUCAAAGUGUGCUGCAGGGAAGUGUCAGUGAGUAUUGCUUCCACAACUGUAAAGCAGCACCAAUUAUCAUUGUGCCAGGCAAAGAAGCUGGUGAACAGUCUGUGCUUUGAAGGAAGAUAAGUGAGAGAUGGUGGCUUCUGUUUGUUGUACUUUCAGUUUAGGUGAUACAGUGUUGUAUAUUGUUGUUGGUUUGUUGUGGCAACAUGAUUUUAAGUGCUUUGUUUGUAAUCUGAAGUUCUGAACCCUCUGUGUAGCUUGGCUCAGAAGGAACAUUUAGAAAUUGGGAUUGUAGGCUUGUAGCAGACAUACAUAGAACACUAGAAAUGUACUUGUAUUGACAUUGCUGACAGAAUACUUCAUUAGUACAGUUGCUAUGAAUAAAGAAUCUUCAGCCACAAAUUUUUCUGUGGUUAAAACUCCA
Messenger RNA from Setaria italica (foxtail millet), 1190 nucleotides. RefSeq lists its product as uncharacterized. The transcript has 5 exons. The record is from RefSeq and is a predicted model, not a curated record. NCBI's taxonomy places the organism in Eukaryota, Viridiplantae, Streptophyta, Magnoliopsida, Poales, Poaceae. Bases 337 to 879 code for a protein of 180 amino acids.